Opisthocomus hoazin is the source of this 1263-nucleotide messenger RNA. NCBI's taxonomy places the organism in Eukaryota, Metazoa, Chordata, Aves, Opisthocomiformes, Opisthocomidae. The record is from RefSeq and is a predicted model, not a curated record.
AUGCAGAAGGAAGAGGCGGUGGGUACGAACCUGGGGGUGCUGGGGGUCCCUGCACAGCACUGCAGAGGGGUGGGCAAGGGGCUGCCCCUGGCCGCCGGCCCGGCCGGACGCUGGCUCUCUGCCUUGCCUCUGCGCUUCCUCCUGUACAUGCAAAGGGCGACCAAGAGGCCGAGGAGGAGGAGGAAGCAGAGCACUACAGCUGCAGCCACCAUGCCAGCGCUCACCCGGCCCUGCAUCGUAUCCGAACGCGGUCCCCUCGGCCCCGUGAAGUGGCUGAAGGGCUGGGGCAGUGGCAACGAGACCGUUUAUGAGCAGACGGGCUCCUUCCCCCGCGUGACGAGGGCGGUGGCAGAGUCCAGCACAGACUUCAGCAUCCACAUCAGGGACGUUCAGCCCGAGGAUGCCGGCACCUAUUACUGCGUGAAGUUCAGCAAAUCGCUGACUGGAGCUGAUGAGGUGUUUCGGCGUGGGAAGGGCACGGAGGUGUCCGUACACGCCAAACCCACCCCGCCGGUCGUGUCCGGGCCCGGCCGCAGAGCGGGGCCGGGGACAUCGGUGUCUUUCACCUGCACGGCCGGAGGGUUCUUCCCCAAAGACAUCGGCGUGAAAUGGUUCAAGGACGAGGCCCUGAUCUCGGCUCAGCCGCCCCAGGUCACCCCUGGGCGGACGGAAUCCUCCUACGACAUGUCCAGCACCGUGACGGUGACGCUGCAGGAGUCCGACGUCCGCUCGCGGCUGGCCUGCGAGGUGCAGCACCCCACGCUGACGGCCCCGCUGAGGGGGGGGUACCAGCUCAGCAAAGCCCUGGGAGGGGAGGUUUCCCCCAGUGUCCGCGUGGUCGCUGAGCCGUCGAGCCCCGUUGUGCUGAACAAGACCGUGAACUUCACCUGCCACGUGACGGGGUUUUACCCGGGAGAUGUGGCCGUCACCUGGCUGGAGAACGGGACGGAGCUGAAGGUGGAGAGCAUCCCCCGGCCGGUGGAGACCCCGCGGGGCUUGUUCGAGCUGAGGAGCCUGGUGGAGGUGCAAGCGACGGAGGAGAAGGCCGGGGCCGUGUUCACCUGCCGCGUGGUGCACGAUGGCCAGGACCCCAUCAGCGGGACGGCCGUCCUGCGGGUCACUGCCCCAGGCGGGGGGACACAGAGCGACCAGUCCCAGCCAGCCCGUGGUGACCUUUUCAUUCAUGUUCCAGGCAGUUUGGACGUCAUCUACGUCGUGGUGGGAGUGGUCUGCACCGUGCUGGCACUGCUGGUGGCUGCGAUU